Messenger RNA from Arctia plantaginis, 2682 nucleotides. The record is from the annotation of a GenBank genome assembly. Lineage: Eukaryota; Metazoa; Arthropoda; Insecta; Lepidoptera; Erebidae.
AUGGAUAACUCACAAAGUUCGGAUUUUUUAUCUGAAAGCACUGAUAUAUUUUGCAACAGUCCUGAUGCUGAUUCUACGAUUAUGGAUACUGUCACAUAUGAAUCACUAGUAUCGAAUACCAAACUGGCUUUCAAUAACGUUCGCAAAGAGAUAGGAAGGUCUGCUUUUUCUGAAUACUUUUCUAGUCUAUUAAAAGAUUGCAGCUCCUGUAUUUCCCAGAGUUUAGAUUUGAUUACAACAUUGCUGUCUCAAACAUACAUAAACAUCAAUAAGGUAAUAGAAUACAUGGGUGAUGCUGCAUCAAUGCUCCAGUUGUUAUCUGCCUUGAUAAAGAACAUAAUUCAUACAAUAUCAAUGUCAUGUUGUUCUAUGAAAACAUUUCCAACUGUCACUGGGCAAAUUGUUAUGUUGGUUUUUGCCCACUGUAAAGACAGUGAAUCAGUCUAUGGGAAUCAGUUGCAAAUGGUGGAGAAGUCUAUAAAAGAUCUAUUUAGAUCUUGCCAUGAACUGCAACUGACAUACCUCAUGGCAUUGGAAAAACACUAUGUUUUUGAUCUCACUGAGCAUGAAGAAAUAGAUAUUCUGAUUGAAGCUUUAGGUAUCAAUUUAAAAAUAGGUGAAAUAGUACAAAGUCUUGAUGUCAAAACUAUGGCUGAACAGUGGAAGGCUUACACCAUGAUUUGUGAAAAAUAUUCAAGUACUCUUAUGGACAAAAAAAUCUAUAGUGACUGCACUAAAAUAUUGUGUACCAUGGUCACAAACACUAUAAAGACAGCCUUAGAGGAAAAUCAAGAGCAAAAAGUGAUUCUUAGAUGUCUUAAAGUAAGCAGUUUUACUCUCAAAAUAUUACAAAGAGUGUGCAUUAUUUUCAAGCAUGCUGUGAAUAAGGACUAUGACAGUAUCAUGGAAUUGCUAUUAUUUGUUAACUUAAAUAAUGAAGCUUAUUUGCAAACAAUAGGUGGAAAGUCUCCGCAGUUUAUAAGUCUAUUCAACAGCAAUGUCUUAUCGCCGUUGAACGUCCUGCUGGUCGAACUUUUAUAUGAUAAUAAGAUGUUACAGUGUAUAUGUAACUACGACGUACAUGCAAUAAGGAAAGAUGACAAGCUACUUGGGUUAGUAAUAUUAGUUAUAUCAACAAUAAGAUCAUUACUACAGAAAGGGGGCGAUCAACUAGCAAAGUUACAGAAACAUUUGCUUAUCAACGUUAUUUACGGUUUCCUACCUCUUUGUCACAUUUGGUUCAAUAUGGGUCUAAUAUUUAGAUGCGAAGUGACUGAUGGAUACUAUCAGACGUACGGUUUGUACGAACAUUUGCUCACGCACACGGUCACUUUAGCGUCGAUGAUGAUUAGUGAAGAAAUUAACAUUAUGGAAAAGAGAAUGCUCGAGGCUCUACUCGGCACUGACUGUACGAGCGCAAUUUUUACUUCCAAUCUUUGGGUGCUAUUGGCCGGAAUGUCAAGCCGGCAACUACUUUUAGCUCAAGUUGUAUCGCUGAGUAAAAUAUACCAGAAGCUAGAAAAUAACAUUUUAUUUUUAGAUUCUCCUCAAAAAGUUAAUCUGAGUCACACAAUGGGAGCAUUAUUUGAAAUAAUGGCAAAUGAAGAUAAGAAGAAAAUAUAUAACAUGUUCAAUAUAAGUGAUGAGAGAAACAUGAACUUAUGGAGCUGUUUAAAAAUAAAAAACCUUCCGAGUGAAGUACAGUGUCACGCUGAAGAGAAAACUUUAGAACAAUUCCAAACGCAAAUACAAAAACUAGCAUCUAAUAAAAAUAUUAAAAUAGAUUCUGUAAUAAAGCUGAUCGUAAUGGCGAGUACUUGCCCGCACACAAAUCGAGAUGACGCAUUGGAGUUUUUUGUAAUAGAAGCAUGGGGCAAGGCUUGUCUAAACAAGUUGAAACUAACAAUGAAAAUGUUACAUCAAGGAACCUUAUGGUUUUACAAGUACAUCGAAGCUUUAGUCGCUUUGACGGAAUCUGUGGAACAUAUUUUUGAUGGAAACAGUGUUCAUGUUGUCAAGGUGCUUCAUAUUAUAUUCAAUGUCGUACAAGAAGGAUGUACAGAAUUAAAUUUACUACUUAUUGAUAUUCUAUGUAAAUUAGCAAAUUUCGUACCUAACGAUAUGAAUAAACAUACGGCGGACACAAUUCUCACGCAAACUUUUGGCGCAUUAUUUGAAAACACAGAAUGUAUAGUAAAGAACAAAUUAUAUAAUACGUUACGGCAGUAUGAAAAUAAUAGUUUGCAUAGAAUAGUGUAUCACGCCAUAAAUAAAGACGAAUCGCUCAAAGAAGCCUGGACUUACUUCAUAAAACAUGGCAAGGUGAUGAAAAACGGCAACACGACGUUGAAGAAACAAUUAGAGUACACGAUGGAUUUCAAGUAUUGUCACAAAUGCAUUGAACAAGGUGAUGAUUUUAGAGAUUCUGGAUCAGUGUGCUUGCAACAUACCUUGAGCAAUAACUUUGAUUUGAUAGAUAUUGACUCACUGUUCGAACCGGAGUCUGACGCAGAGCCUGCCUGCAAGAAAGCUAAAUUAAACAUUAAUGAACUAGAAGGGAUAGUAAGAAGAUUGGAGACAGACGCGUCGUUACUUUGUAGUGUAAAAGAAAAUAUUUUCACAUCUGAAUAUAAAAAUAGAAUAAAAAUUGUAUGCAAUAAGUUAAAUAACAUAAUAGAUUGA